This is a messenger RNA of Protopolystoma xenopodis, 411 nucleotides long. NCBI's taxonomy places the organism in Eukaryota, Metazoa, Platyhelminthes, Monogenea, Polystomatidea, Polystomatidae. The record is from the annotation of a GenBank genome assembly.
AUGACUAAGUCAUUCCAGCCUCUCCCUUCUCGCCAUGGCAACGAACGGUGCAAUCAUGCAUACGCAGCUUUGUUGAUAGUCUCCGGCACCACCGGCACCACGACUGGUGCUCGAGGCCGUUCGCAAGUGCUGAGAGGCUGGAUGGCUGUCGGUCUCCCAGGAUGGUACAGCAACGGAUGCAACUAUCAAUCGAUGGUUAAAUCAGCAUCCGGGGCGUGCGAUACAUCAUGUGGCCGACACUUGUUCACCGGCCCCGAGCAAAUGGGAGAGCGUGAACAAAUUGGCCAGCAGACGAAAGGUGAGCUGGACGUAGCAACGACUUUCACUCGGCGUCAAGGUCAAGCCGACCCCUCGAAAACACCCGAUGACGUGAACACUUCAGCCGCCGGGCAUCAGCAGUCGUCUUCGUGA